This is a messenger RNA of Paralichthys olivaceus (Japanese flounder), 909 nucleotides long. Lineage: Eukaryota; Metazoa; Chordata; Actinopteri; Pleuronectiformes; Paralichthyidae. The record is from RefSeq and is a predicted model, not a curated record.
CUUCCUACGUCAUCAAGCUGCGUCGUUAACGAAAACGUGCGACACGCCGUCCCCUGGAGUUCCGCGAUAAACUAAACAACAUAUACAUUUAGAUUAAAUAUAAAAUAAGUGAAACGAUAUGGAUGACGAGGAGGAAACAUACCGACUGUGGAAGAUUCGUAAAACCAUCAUGCAAGUGCGUUAGCUGUGCCAUGACAGAGGCUACCUGGUGACGCAGGACGAGUUGGAUCAGACGCUGGAUGAGUUCAAGAGUCAGUUCGGGGACAAACCCAGCGAGGGUCGCCCCAGACGCACAGACCUCACUGUGCUGGUGGCACACAAUGACGACCCCACCGACCAGAUGUUUGUUUUCUUUCCUGAGGAGCCCAAAGUGGGAAUCAAGACGAUAAAGAUGUACUGUCAGAGGAUGCAGGAAGAGAACAUCACACGAGCCAUCAUUGUUGUGCAGAUGGGCAUGACACCCUCAGCCAAACAGUCUCUAGUCGACAUGGCGCCCAAAUACAUAUUGGAGCAGUUUCUACAACAGGAGCUGCUUAUCAACAUCACAGAGCAUGAGCUUGUUCCAGAGCACAUUGUUAUGACAAAAGAGGAAGUGACUGAACUACUGGCGAGAUACAAAUUAAAAGAGAGUCAGUUGCCAAGGAUCCAGGCUGGAGACCCUGUUGCUCGCUACUUUGGCUUAAAAAGAGGACAGGUAGUAAAGAUCAUUCGACCGAGUGAAACAGCUGGGAGGUACAUCACAUACAGACUGGUCCAGUGACACACAGGUGUUCUUCUGGAUCAACAUUUAGGACCAGUGAAGGAAAUUGAAGAGGUUAUACAAAUUGUCCUUCUGCUUUUUGACCUGUUUUGUAAACUGAAAUAUUUCAAGUGAUAAGAUUUUGUAAAAUAAAGGAUUAAAUAUGGAAA